AUGUAUGUAGAAAAUUUAAGUCAGAAACUCAAUGCAAAAAUUGGUGGUAUCAAUGGCAUCAUUAAUUUGAAAACUGCUCUAAGUCAAGCAUCACAUAAUGAUCGUUUCAUGUUUUUCGGUGCUGAUGUCACUCAUACUACAUCUUCAAAAGAAAAACCAUCGAUUGCUGCCAUUGUUGGAUCAUGUGAUCCGACAUGUAGCCGUUAUGCGGCUCGUCUUUGUGAACAAUAUCCAAAGAAAAACCGUUGUUCAAUUGAGAUUAUCAAAGACAUGGAUAAGAUGGUUAUCGAUUUACUUCGAGUAUAUGCUCGUUCAUGUGGUAAUACAUUACCAAACCGAAUAAUUUUUUAUCGUGAUGGUGUUGAUGAUGGACAAUUUCAAAAAGUAUUCGAUAAUGAAGUUAAUAAAAUAAAAUCUGCUUGUCAAGCGGUGUAUGGACAACAUCCACUUCCUAGAUUAACAUUUAUCAUUGUUAAAAAACGACAUAAUACACGUUUCUUCACCUAUGAUGGUCAACGGACAGGCAAUGUUGAAGCGGGUACUGUUGUUGAUCUUCAUAUAACACACCCAUCGCAAUUUGAUUUUUACUUAUUUUCACAAGCUGCUAUAAUGGGAACAUCACGUCCAGCACUUUAUCAUGUGCUCCAUGAUGAAAAUGGAUUUAGUAGUGAUGAUAUUCAACAGUUAACAUAUUGGCUUUGUCAUACAGAUGUUCGAUGUUCGAAAUCAGUUUCAAUUCCAGCUCCAGUACAUUAUGCUCAUUUAGCUGCGUAUGCUUCCAAUGCCUAUGAAUUCGAUCAUAGCGAGGAUGAAAAUCCGGAAAAUGAGGAUGAUAAAAAUCCAUCGGAAGCAAUCUCACUCGAAGAUAUACAAACGAAAGUGAUGAUACUUAAUAAUGAUAUACAGGAUACGAUGUGGUUCGUUUAA
This is a messenger RNA of Rotaria sp. Silwood1, 927 nucleotides long. The record is from the annotation of a GenBank genome assembly. NCBI's taxonomy places the organism in Eukaryota, Metazoa, Rotifera, Eurotatoria, Philodinida, Philodinidae.